This is a messenger RNA of Piliocolobus tephrosceles (Ugandan red Colobus), 852 nucleotides long. It is a transcript of the gene SHOX, whose product is annotated as SHOX homeobox. The record is from RefSeq and is a predicted model, not a curated record. The annotation marks the transcript as partial. Gene Ontology annotation, cellular component: nucleus. The transcript has 5 exons. Gene Ontology annotation, biological process: regulation of transcription by RNA polymerase II. Gene Ontology annotation, molecular function: sequence-specific double-stranded DNA binding; DNA-binding transcription factor activity, RNA polymerase II-specific. NCBI's taxonomy places the organism in Eukaryota, Metazoa, Chordata, Mammalia, Primates, Cercopithecidae.
AUGGAAGAACUCACGGCUUUUGUAUCCAAGUCUUUUGACCAGAAAAGCAAGGAGGGUAACGGCGGCGGCGGCGGCGGCGGCGGCAAGAAGGAUUCCAUUACGUACCGGGAAGUUUUGGAGAGCGGACUGGCGCGCUCCCGGGAGCUGGGGACGUCGGAUUCCAGCCUCCAGGACCUCGCGGAGGGCGGCGGCCACUGCCCGGUGCAUUUGUUCAAGGACCACGUAGACAAUGACAAGGAGAAACUAAAAGAAUUCGGCACCGCGAGAGGAGCAGAAGGGAUUUACGAAUGCAAAGAGAAGCGCGAGGACGUGAAGUCGGAGGACGAGGACGGGCAGACGAAGCUGAAACAGAGGCGCAGCCGUACCAACUUCACGCUGGAGCAGCUCAACGAGCUGGAGCGGCUCUUCGACGAGACCCAUUACCCCGACGCCUUCAUGCGCGAGGAGCUCAGCCAGCGCCUGGGGCUUUCCGAGGCGCGCGUGCAGGUUUGGUUCCAGAACCGGAGAGCCAAGUGCCGCAAACAGGAGAAUCAGAUGCAUAAAGGCGUCAUCUUAGGCACCGCCAAUCACCUAGACGCCUGCCGGGUGGCACCUUACGUGAACAUGGGAGCCUUAAGGAUGCCUUUCCAACAGGUUUUGUGCACCGGAGCUCUGGGGACCUGGUGUCGCCGGGAGAGGCUUGCGGACCUGGUUACCCGGGAGAGCCUUGGGGACCUGGCGUCCCGGGAGAGGCUUGGGGACCUGGUGUCCUGGGAGAGGCUUGGAGACCUGGUGAUCCGGGAGAACCUUGGGGACCUGCUGUCCUGUGAGAGGCUUGGGGACCUGGUGUCCCAGGAGAGCCUUGGGGACCUG